Molecule: messenger RNA, 474 nt
Organism: Symbiodinium natans
Lineage: Eukaryota; Dinophyceae; Suessiales; Symbiodiniaceae
Source: the annotation of a GenBank genome assembly
AUGGCUUGUUGCAACGAUGUUAGUGAUCCGCAGAACGUUACUACAAUAUAUGCAGUGGAGUCAAAGGUGAAGAGAGCAUUGACAGCUCUGCUUGCGAAGGCUGAGCGAGUCUUGGAGCUGAAUGGGAUGCAACGGCCGGCCGCUUCCCAGCCGAUCAGAGUUCGUGCUGGUAGCCUGAAGACUUCAGCAAACCGCGCAUCAUUUCGAAGCUGGCAGGUGUCCUGUGCGGAGCUCCGAAACAGGACGUGGAGAAGGCUGAUUCUGCGGUUCGCGGUGGUGGCAACGAUGAAGCCUUGCUGUAAGCUCUUGCCUUGUCCGAAGGCUUACAGGGCCAGAGCCCUCCAGAUGCACCCUGACGGGGAGUUCAAAGCGCUGCUGGACGCGAAGACAGUUCUCUUGUCAGAUGGAAGACACGUCAGCUCUGCUACGUCAAAGGAGGACACUUUCAGGGCCCAUCCCAGAAGUGACACAUAG